UUGAGAGCCCCUGCCAGGUUUGAGAGUCACGUAGAGCACAAACAAAAAACGAAAAACGAUUAAUAAAAAACAAAUGGUUUGGUCCUCCGAACAAGUUGAGGACAUUUUAAAUGUCCUCAAGACGGCGACGGACAAGACCGUAAUAUACAAAUGUCUAGUUAAGUUGCGUACAGAUCUAGUUAAAGACAGAGAUGGAAUUCUCUUAUUUCGUACUUCGGGUGGCGUUCCAAUAAUGGUUCGUCUUAUAAGCAAACUAAACGAAAAGAUCAUGGAGGUGGUGCUCAGCAUUUUGGGCAAUUGCUGUACAGAUGAUCAGGCCUGUAUAGAGGCUGUCGAGUGUAAAGUGCUUGGCCCCCUUAUUACAAUUUUGAAGACUAUACCAAAUCCAGUAAUUCAGUGUCGAGCCUGCCGUAUGUUGGGCAAUCUGGCCAAGAGUAAGCGAGCCUCUCAAUUCCUGACUGCCUACUAUGCAUCCAUUGCUCCAGCAAUAUGCCACAUUAUCGAAUCAACCACUGCUGUUCAGACACGCAUUAUGGCCUUUCGUGUGUGCCGAUUCCUUCUGGUCAGCAGCCAGUUUCUGAAGCAUUUUCUCAUGGCCAAUGGAUUUCUGCAGAUGAUGCGUAUAUUUGUGGCUGUUAUGAAAAAUAAUGAGGCUCCCAAAGAGACAGCGCCGGAUCAGAUCGAAGUAUCCGCAUUGAUUGGCCUCAAACGCAAUCAACAUCGUGAGAAAUAUUUCGAGGAGGUCGCUCGAAAUUUGGAAGGUGUACGCAGCGAUAUCUUUGAUUAUCAAAUGUUAAAGAAUUCGAAACGAAAUUGUGAAUAUGUGCUACCCAAGGAGGCGGAAGCCAUUGAAUUGGCCCAUGAGAUACUCAAAUGUCUUGUCCUAUUGUCAGCCCAACAGAUUGGAAUGAAAGCAUGGCAGUCGAUUUCGCAUCAAACAUCUCUGGCCGCCAUUGUGUAUUUUGUCAAGGAGGACAGCGAUCAACGUUCUACGGCCCUGAAGAUUUUGUCGAACUUCAGUAAAGAUCCAUGCGCCUUCUUUAUGCUGAGCACAGCGGAUGCCAUUGAGGCUGCUUGUGAAAUGCUUAUGGCUGUCAAUAUGGUCAAGACUCUAGCGGAGAGCGAAAGUCGUCAUUGCAUCAAUAUCAUUGCCACCAUGUCCACCGAUGCAUGCAGCCGAUCCAAGAUACGUCGCUGCGGAGCAUUACGUCGAUUGGUGGCCAUGAUUAGGGAAUCAGGAUCGCAAAGUGAUCGUUCAUUGCUUCUGCACAUACUUAAUAAUUUCCAAUAUGAUAAUCUAAGUAUGGAGCUGUUGUUAUAUGAGGGUCUAGUUCCUUUGUUAGUGAGGGAAUUGAAUGAUUAUCUCACAAGCGAUGAUGAGCAUCACAAACGACGACGUGAAGAGCGUUUGCAGGGCGGUAAAAAGCGUAAAUUAACAGAUCCCUUUAGCCCGGAUACAUUAAGCAAGUUUUCAAAGACCCAAGAACCGGACUUUGAGUCGCCAAGCAGUUCGCCUCGUUCCUAUCGCACCGUCAGCCCAUGCAGCUCACGGAGCAUGUCUCCCAUUUGUUCUGAUCUUUUAACCCAUGACGAUAAUGAUGAAAACUAUUCGCCAGCAUGCAGCGAUGAUGAUGAUGACGAUGACGAUGACGUUGUGGGCAAUAAUGCGGAGGUGAAACAGGAGAGUGGGGACACACGAGAGCAUCGCAUUGCUGCCAAUCGCGCACAAAACUCAAAUGUCAUGGAUAUAUUAAAUCUAAUUGAUGAGGGCACCGAACCUAUCGAUGAUCCCUUAUCUGACAAGGAAGAUCUAGAUGAGUUGAGCACCGAUGCAACACCUCCGAAAAUGGCCCAGUUUCGCAAUCAGAACGGUGGCGAUACCAUUGACAUAAUAGAGAAUUUAAUCUAUCGCAUUACAUUGAUGGUAAACAAACGUGCUGAACUGGGUAAACCAGAUACUUUGGAUACUUUGAUCAGAGCAAUCAAUUUGUUUGGUGCAAACAACAAUUUCUCCAAUGCUCUGACCAACAUAUUGCUGGAGAGCCAAUUUUUUGCCCAAAUUAUCAAACAUGGCGUAGUCCAUCAAUUGUAUCAGUUGACUAAAGUGGAAGAGAUGCGCAAAGAUGGCUUCGCAUUUCUUGAGACGUUAACCAAUGUGGGCGAAUCUAAUUAUGGCAAGGAAGAACUGGUUCGUCUUCUACGCUGCGAUGAUCUCAAUGCCCAGCAGCGUGCUGCCAUUUCGGUGGCAUUUAUAAUCAAAAGUCAUCGAUUGCUCUAUCAGUUUCUUUAUGAUGGAAAUGCAUUGACUUUGCUCUUUGACUUGCUGUUGCGUAAGAAGAGCGGGGAUCUUUAUGCAGCCGAGGCGGCUGAUGCUCUGACAGCCAUGUCACGCUUUACACUUGGCAUCACCUUACCCGAUGCCAUAUACGAAGAGACUUCAACGGGCAAUUGCCUGGAGCCGCUAAACGAGAAUACACCAUUGCAUAAGGAUUGCGAUAUGCGUUUUGUGGUACAGCAGGAUGGCGAGCCAGGAAAGAGCCAGACGAAUAGUGUUAGCAUCGGAUUCAACAAGCAAUUGUUGUGCGAUACCAGUGAAGUUUUUAACAAAAUGCUAAAUAGCGACUUUCGUGAAGGUCACCAGGGCGAGAUUCAAUUACAAGAAUACACAGCCAACGGUGUGAGGUAUUUUCUGCAUUUAAUUGGCCGCAGUCCAGAGCAGCAUCAAUUAGCCAAACCCAAUUACGCGGCAAUGCUUCAGGCCUUUGAGAUGUCGCGUGUGUAUAUCAUGCCGGACAUGGAAGAAAUUCUCCUGCAGCGUCUCAUCCAAUUUCUGGACUCACACAACUGUCUGCGUCUUUUGGAAUGGGCAUUAAAGAACUAUCAUACAGAUCUGACAGAGACAGCCAUUAAUUAUUAUCUAUGCGCAUCAUUGCCCACCGAUGAGAAACUAGAACUUUUCCGUGCCGCCGAGGAGUCUACCUAUGCCAGUGAGUGGUUCCAGCUGCUCAAUGAUGCUGUUUACGAGAGAUGCCGCAGCACUGGCUAUUAAAAUACUGUGAUUGUCUUUCCAGCCCCUCUCCCCAUUAAUUUUUAUUUUUAUUAUGAUUGCUGUGUUCGUGACCACCCAAAAACUUCUCAAACUCUUUUAGUGACAGGCAAACGCAGCUCCCGUUGGCAAUAUAUGGAGAAAACAAAAAAAGAAAAACAUUUAUACAUAUAUUAGCCACAAGUCCCUAGCCAAGUAUUUCCAGUAAACUAAAAAUAAAUGUAAACCUAGACCUACUAA
Drosophila willistoni is the source of this 3286-nucleotide messenger RNA. RefSeq lists its product as uncharacterized. The coding region runs from base 74 to 3049 and encodes 991 amino acids. The record is from RefSeq and is a predicted model, not a curated record. Lineage: Eukaryota; Metazoa; Arthropoda; Insecta; Diptera; Drosophilidae. Gene Ontology annotation, cellular component: cytosol. Gene Ontology annotation, molecular function: protein binding. The transcript has 8 exons. Gene Ontology annotation, biological process: anatomical structure morphogenesis.